ACUACGUCAUAACUCAAACAGUAAAUUCACAAUAGGACGGCUCUUGUUUCUCUGAUAUAAAGGCUGGAACGCUCUGAAGACCUUCACUACUCAGAAUGAGAGCACUGGUUUUCCUCGCGUUCUCUCUGUAUCAGUGUACUGUGGUACAGGGUGCAGAUGUUGAUUCUCCAGAGGUACACCUUGGCCCCGGAGACCAUUCCUUCAUCUCCAGGAUUGUCAGUGAGCUCAGAGAAGUAAAAUCCAUUUUGAAAGACCAGAAAGCUCUUUUGGAAGAACUAAAGCAACAAGGGCAAACACAUGGAAACACAUGCAGCGCUGAAAUUCGGUAUGAGCUCAAUGAACUGAAAUCCACGGUGGCAGACCAGAAGGUCAAGCUAGAGGCACUCCAGAAACAGCUAGCAGACAAACCUAAUGUUGCAUUCUCAGCUUCUCUCUUCGGCCACAGCGGUCAGACUGUGGGAGGAUACUCAACUGAGGAGAUCCUGAAGUUCCAGAAAGUUUUCACAAACAUCGGGGGUGCCUACAGUCCCACGACUGGAAAGUUCACCGCUCCUGUGAAAGGUGUGUACUACUUUGGCUUUUCCGCUUUUGCAACCGGACAAUACAGCAUGGGCGUCCAUCUGCGUAAAAACGGCGAGCAAGUAGUGGCUACCUACGAUUACAACAGCAGCCAUAAAGACGUGAACGGAGCGAACCGGGCCGUGCUUAUCCUGGAAAAGGGCGAUGAAGUGUACAUUGGGCUUUGGAGCGGUCUGCACAUUUUUGACAGUUACAACAGAGUCAGCACCUUCACCGGGUUCCUGAUUUUCCCUAUGUAAUGAAAACGAUUUGCCUAUGUUCAGAUUAAAGUUAGUGCAAAUGCAUCGAAAGUAUGCAAUGAGGAACAUACGUCCAAAACAGAGCUCAGCUCAUUUUAUCCUAAUAUUAAAUAGAACCAGAAAAAAAGAGUGUGUUUGUGCAAAUCAGCAGCUGAAUAACACAUAAUUAACACAUCAGGAUGUGGACUAUGUUUGUAUCUCAAACUGUAUCGCAACAAUAAAAAUACAUAGCUUGUAA
Molecule: messenger RNA, 1056 nt
Organism: Pangasianodon hypophthalmus (striped catfish)
Lineage: Eukaryota; Metazoa; Chordata; Actinopteri; Siluriformes; Pangasiidae
Product: complement C1q tumor necrosis factor-related protein 3
Exons: 4
Coding region: 96-818 (240 amino acids)
Molecular function (GO): protein binding
Source: RefSeq, a predicted model, not a curated record